Molecule: messenger RNA, 2763 nt
Organism: Bufo gargarizans (Asiatic toad)
Lineage: Eukaryota; Metazoa; Chordata; Amphibia; Anura; Bufonidae
Product: taste receptor type 1 member 3-like
Exons: 9
Coding region: 1-2763 (920 amino acids)
Biological process (GO): sensory perception of sweet taste; G protein-coupled receptor signaling pathway; sensory perception of umami taste
Cellular component (GO): membrane
Molecular function (GO): G protein-coupled receptor activity
Source: RefSeq, a predicted model, not a curated record
AUGAUCUUCUGCAUCAUCUUGUUUUUGAGAUUCAAUGAGCAGUUUGUGUCAACCUCUGAGCCUGUGGCUUAUCAAAUAUUUAAGAAGCCUGGAGAACUUAUGAUUGGAGGUUUGUUCCCUUUUCACACUGAAGUUAUUGACUUUGAAAACCACUGGAAACCAGAACCUCUAAAAUGUUCAAGCUGGAAUCCUACAGGAUUUCUCCAGGCUUUGGCAAUGAAAUUUGCUUUAGAAGAAAUCAACAAUAGCACCACCCUACUUCCAGGAGAAACUUUGGGCUAUGAAAUCUAUGACACUUGUCUUAACUCCCUGGUUAUUUUGCAUCCUGUACUGCUGUUCUUAGCUAAGAAUGGGACAGAAGAUGUGGAAGUGAGCUGCAAUCUAACAGAGUACAGAACCCGAGUUCUGGCUGUGAUCGGUCCUUCAUCCACGGAGGUGGCCACUGUUGCUAUGAAGAUGUUCAGCACUUUUUUAAUUCCACAAAUCAGUUAUUCAGUGACUGCUGAUCUAUUUAGUGAUAAAAGUGUUUAUCCGACCUUCUACAGAACUGUGCCAAGUGAUAAGAAGCAAGUGUAUGGCAUGGUUACAUUGAUGACGUUCUUCAAAUGGAACUGGAUAGCUGCAGUAGCUAGUGAAGACAAUUAUGGUGAAACUGCUCUUCAACAGCUCUCUGCUUCUGGAAUGUCUAGUGGAAUCUGCAUUGCUUAUGAAGGCCUAAUUCCUACAUACCUCUCCACUUCCGAGACAAUUGCUGUUAUUGAGGAUAUUUUAUACAGGAUUGAACAGACCGAUGUUAAAGUAGUGCUGGUGUUUGCAUCAUUGACCCAGUCCGUAGCACUCUUCAAGGAGGUUAUUGUACGCAACAUGACAAGGGUAUGGAUAGGAAGUGCCUCCUGGGUCUUAUCACAAAGUAUUCUUUCCUUGCCAGGCAUUGAACGUGUUGGCACAAUCAUUGGGUUCUUUCCAAAUGCACACACUGUUUUGGGAUUUGAUGAGUUUUUAAGAACUACAAUCUCUCAGUACCUACAACAAGUCAAUGGUGGCUAUCAAAGCAUUGCUCUUGAUCCUGAUAAAAUCCCUAUCAUGUUGAACCCACUCACAGCUUUGCAUGCACACAGUGUAUACACAGCGGUCUAUGCAGUGGCCUAUGCAUUACAUAAGCUUCUUAACUGCACCUCUGUGAAAUGCAACAAAGAAGACUCUAAAAUCUAUGCAUGGAAGUUGCUAGAGCAGGUGAAGAAUGUGGACUUUUCCAUCUUUAACAUUUCAUUCAAGUUUGACAGCAAUGGAAAUCCUAAUACUGGCUAUGAUAUAGUCACCCAUAGUAUGUCUGGAAUAGGCUUCACCAAAAUUGGAUCUUACAACCAGGACAUGGAAUUGAACAGAACUCUCAUUAACUGGGGAACCCCUAUGAAUAUGGUUCCAGAGUCUCAGUGUUCGGGAGAUUGCUUACAAGGACAAGUGAGAAGAGUGAAAGGAACCCAUUCCUGUUGUUUUGACUGCAUUGAUUGUCAAGAAGGAAUGUUUCAGUCUAUUGAAGAUGAAUAUCAAUGUCAGCCAUGUCCCGUGGGUCAGUGGUCUAAUGUACGGAGCACCAGCUGUAGCAUACCAACUUAUAUGUAUUUACAAUGGAGUCACCUCUCUGUCAUAUUUCUUCUUCUGCUAUCUUUCGUUCUCCUAUGUCUUGUCCUGGGAACCAUCAUUCUCUUCUUCCAACACAGGCAUAGUCCACUGGUCAGAGCCUCUGGAGGUCACAUGUGCUCUUUCACUCUUCUUUCUUUGUUGGCUGUCAAUCUCAGUAUCAUCCUUUUUAUUGGUAAACCUGCUGAUUUGGUGUGCCAGUUGCAGCAACCACUUCCGGCUAUGGGUUUUACGUGUUGUCUGUCGACUUUCUCAAUUAAAGCCCUCCAAGUUAUGUUGGUAACUGAUUUUAAAGAUGUUCCCACAAAAUAUAUCCAAUGGUUAAAGACCAUAGGAACAUGGGUCUUCGUGAUUUUUAGUAUUGUCAUCCAGGGGUUGUUUUGUACAUGGUACAUGCUCACUGCACCUUCUUUGUAUCAAAAUGAACAGGUGACUUUCCUCUAUAAGUACCUCAAGUGUGAAAUAACCAAUGUUUUCUGCUUCUUCUUGAUGUUUGGAUACAAUGGAAUACUUGCUCUUAUCUCCUUUAUGUUAAAUUGUGUAGCCCAAGCUCCACCUGGUCAGUACAACCUGGCAAGAGAUAUCACAUUCUCUGCCUUGGCAUAUUUGCUGAUAUGGAUUGUCUUUGUUCCUGUCUAUGCUGAGGUCACAGAUGGGAACCAACUUUUGCUUCAAAUGAUUGUGACUCUGUUGAGUUCCCUUGCAUCCUUGAGCACUGGUUGUGGGUAUCCUCUGGCAGCAAAUAUGUCCUGGAGGGCCCUUGCCUCUCUAAAGAAAGCUUCAUCACUGGAGCAGUUCCUCCGUGCCCAAAGUUUUAAUCAAUAUGAAUUCAUGGCGCUUCUUGCUAUGAAGUUUACUGUUGGUGAAAUUAACAACAGCAGCAACAUUCUGCCCAAUGUCAGUCUGGGGUAUGAAAUCUAUGACACCUGUCAUGAUGUAAAAGUCAUCCAACGAGCAGCCUUGAUGUUCCUCACUGAAGGAAAUGACUCUGUGGUCCAGGUUCUUUGUAAUUACACCGAUUACAAACCAAAGGUUGUGGCUGUGGUAGGACCAUCCACAUCAGAUAUGGUAAUGGCCACUGGGAAGAUGUUCAGCUUUUUCCACUUACCCCAGAAUACAUAA